Molecule: messenger RNA, 1826 nt
Organism: Actinia tenebrosa (Australian red waratah sea anemone)
Lineage: Eukaryota; Metazoa; Cnidaria; Anthozoa; Actiniaria; Actiniidae
Product: TNF receptor-associated factor 3
Biological process (GO): signal transduction; regulation of apoptotic process; regulation of canonical NF-kappaB signal transduction
Cellular component (GO): plasma membrane signaling receptor complex; cytoplasmic side of plasma membrane
Molecular function (GO): zinc ion binding; tumor necrosis factor receptor binding
Source: RefSeq, a predicted model, not a curated record
AUGAUUUACCUUUUUCAUCACGAGUCGAAUAAUGAACUGAAUUUUCAUUUGAAUAUUACAAUAUUGCAUUAUUCCGGUUCGUACGUAUAAAAGGAAUAAUUGACUAAUGAUUUCAUUAAUCGAGUCUAGAGGUCAACGCUUGAGCUUGUUUGACUGUAAUAUUAUGCGAGAAACGUGAAUGCAUGACAUGACGUGAGGAUUAUUUUUAAUUUUGGGGUUUCCCCAUUAUGCGAGAAACGUGAUUGCAUGGCAUGACGUGGGGAAUUUUUUAAUUUUUUUAAUAUCCUGCGAGACGCUGAGAGCUAAAUGUCAGAAGGUUAUGUUCGAUUUGAAAACCAUACUGAAGACUAACUUACUUUUUAAAUAUUUUAUUUUCGAUAUUCUUUGAAAGACAGGGAGUUUUCUCGGACCUUGAUCUGGUGUGAUGUAGAAUGAUCGAAUGUAGAGUAUACAGAGUGCAUGUUUAUGGGUCAAAAUACUCAAGUCCGGCCGUGGUUUUCUAGGAAAAACAAAUGGAAACUUUUAGAAGAAAAAAGAAAAGCAACAAAAAGCAGGUUUUGUACAAGAGAAAAUUCUAGUAAGAAGAUACAUGGAAUCGAUGGAAGAAAUCGGAGUAAGCACUGAUGCAGAUGCCAAAAAUAGCGCUGACGUUCAUGACGUCAUGUCAGUCGUCUGUCACGCUGUCGCUCAUGAUAUAUAUAUGAGCUGUUUCAAUAGUUAUAGCUCAAUCGUACAGUUCGAAUUCAGCGAAGUAAUUCAUACUAAAUUUAUUCGACCAAAGAUUUUAUUUCUUUUUAUUCCAUACUUUUUACUGACAUCUAAUGACAAUGGUGGCUGCGCUUGAUUCUCGUAAACUCUAUUUUCCCAAGUCCAUCAGUUCUAGCUUAAAAUGUGAGCUGUGUAAGAAUCUUUUAAGAAAACCCAAGCAAUCUACCUGUGGACACAGGUUCUGCCAGAACUGCUAUGAACGACGGGUAAAGGAUUCAUCAGGAGCUGUAAAUUGUCCAGUCGAUGGGAAUGAACUAACAUCUGAAAAUCUAUUCCCCGAUCGAUGUUGUGAGAGAGAUAUUCAGAACCUAGAUUGUUACUGCUAUAACAAUGAAAAAGGCUGCGGAUGGCUUGGUCAACUACGCGAUUUAGAGAAGCAUGAGGAGAAGUGCGAAUAUUCACUCGAGGAAUGUUCCAAUCCUGGCUGUAAUGAAAAAAUAGAAAGAAGACAUCUGGAUGAUCACGUGAAAAAGACGUGCGACUUUAGACUGAUCACGUGCGAGAACUGUGGUGCAAACGUGAUUCAUAGCAAUGAAAAGCUGCACAAUGAAAAAUGUCCAAAGGUUGAGGUCCAGUGUACCAGUGGAUGUGGAGCAAUGAUAGCACGAGGAGAACUUGAGGAACACGUGACAAAACAAUGUGUCAAUGCACCGGUCGCCUGCGCAUUUGAACAAGGUGGCUGUCAUUUUAAAGGAUCGCGAGGAGAUGUCGAAGAGCACGAGUCUACAGCAAUAAUACAACACAUUCAAAUACUAGGCGACCAGCACAAGGAAUCUUCUGAAAAUAUGCAGCAAUUGAAUGAUAAAAUCAAGAAAAUAGAGUCUAAGAAAGAAUAUCUUGAAUCACAAAUGAUAGAAAGCAGAGAAGUCUUAGCAUAUACCAAACAAGACCUGCAGACCCAGGGGACAAAGAUGGGGAUCCUAGAAAAGAAUAUCACAAAACAAAAAGAAGAACUGGUAAAAUUAAAAGAAAUCCUAGAUAAUAUUCAACAUGAAAGAGGCUCGGAUACCGUAAUAGAGUCUCAAAUUGGGGAGAUUAUCUCGCUCUUAGAGAGUCAA